Molecule: messenger RNA, 591 nt
Organism: Anoplopoma fimbria (sablefish)
Lineage: Eukaryota; Metazoa; Chordata; Actinopteri; Perciformes; Anoplopomatidae
Gene: cryba2b
Product: crystallin, beta A2b
Exons: 4
Coding region: 1-591 (196 amino acids)
Biological process (GO): lens development in camera-type eye; visual perception
Molecular function (GO): structural constituent of eye lens
Source: RefSeq, a predicted model, not a curated record
AUGAACACUCAACAGAUGGAGCAGAUGGGCCAGUUCAAGAUCACAGUCUGGGAGGAGGAGAACUUCCAGGGAAAGCGCUGUGAGUUCAUGCUGGAGUGCCAGAACAUCAUGGAGAGGGGCUUCAACAAGAUCCGUUCCAUCAAGGUUGAGAAUGGACCUUGGGUGGGUUAUGAGUACCCAGAGUUCCAGGGACAGCAGUUUAUCCUGGAGAAGGGAGACUACCCUCGCUACGAGGCCUGGAGUGGAAACAGCAGCUACAGAACCGAGCACAUGCUUUCCUUCAGACCCAUCAAGUGCGCUAACCACAGUGACAGCAAGGUGACCCUGUACGAGUGUGAGGACUUCCAGGGCCGUAAGUUCGAGAUGUGCGAUGACUACCCUUCCCUACAGGCCAUGGGAUGGUGCAGCAAGGAGGUGCCUUCCAUCAAAGUCAACUCAGGAGCCUGGGUGGCCUACCAGUUCCCUGGUUACCGCGGCUACCAGUACAUCCUGGAGAGAGACAGACACCAAGGCGAGUACAGAAACUACAAUGAGUUCAGCACCCAGGCUCACACCAACCAGGUGCAGUCCAUUCGUAGGAUCCAGCACUAA